Molecule: messenger RNA, 684 nt
Organism: Prunus armeniaca (apricot)
Lineage: Eukaryota; Viridiplantae; Streptophyta; Magnoliopsida; Rosales; Rosaceae
Source: the annotation of a GenBank genome assembly
AUGAGUCUUUUCAUCAAACGCUACUUACCCAUCACUUUCUUCCUCCUCAUCCCUCUCUACUCCAUCUUGUCCCAUGCAGCCAGUUUCAACAUCCGAAACAACUGCCCCUACACCGUCUGGGCAGCAGCUGUGCCCGGCAGUGGCACACAGCUCAACCACGGCCAAACAUGGACGCUAAAUGUGAAGCCUGGAACUAAAUGGCUCGAAUUUGGGCCCGAACCAAUUGUGCCUUCAACAACUCAGGUCGUGGCCGGUGCCAAACCGGCAACUGCGGAGGACUCCUCCAAUGCCAAGUCUAUGGUUCACCCCCAAAACACCCUAGCCGAGUAUGCUCUAAACCAAUUUGGCAACAAGGACUUUUUCGACAUUUCACUUGUAGAUGGGUUCAAUGUUCCAAUGGAAUUUAGUCCCACGUCUAAUGGGUGCACCAGGGGGAUCAAAUGUGCUCAAGAUAUCAAAACGCAGUGCCCUAAUGAGUUGAAGGCUCCAGGUGGCUGCCACAACCCUUGCACUGUGUACAAAACUGACAAGUAUUGUUGCAAUUCUGGGAGAUGUGGGCCAAGAAAUUUAUCCAAGUUUUUUAAGGAUCGGUGUAGGGAUGCUUAUAGUUACCCUAAAGAUGAUCCAACUAGCACUUUUACUUGUCCUGGUGGGACUAAUUACAAGGUUGUGUUCUGCCCUUGA